AUGACACUGGCGAGAAAAGCGCCGCAUUGAGCUUUCGGGAGCUUUUCUGGAGCGCGCGGGAAUACACGUCGGGCUUACGACAUUGUUUCAAUUUGAAUUUUAUUUGUUGACUUAUUCCAUGGUUAUUGUACAAGUUCUAAAAUUGAAAUAAUCCGCAAACAAAAUAGUCUUUAAAAAAAAAACAAAAAAAAAUUUAUGUAAAAAGACUAAAAAUAAAAUGACAGGCUGGAAAGUGGCGAAAAAAAAUAAAAACUGAAGAAUAAAAAUUGACGUUCGAAUUUGAAAUCUUCGUUCAAAAUUCAAAAUGUCUCUGGGCAAGCAGCAAGGGGAGCACAUCAAGCGGCCCAUGAACGCCUUCAUGGUGUGGUCACGGGGUCAGCGCCGCAAGAUGGCCCAGGACAACCCCAAGAUGCACAAUUCAGAGAUUUCGAAGCGACUAGGCGCUGAGUGGAAGCUGCUCACUGAGAUGGAAAAGCGGCCGUUCAUUGACGAGGCAAAGAGGUUGAGAGCACUACACAUGAAAGAACACCCCGACUACAAAUACCGACCAAGGCGGAAACCCAAGGCCUUGAUCAAGAAAGAACCAAAGUUCGGCUUCGGCAUCAGCGGCCUCAUGGCCCCCGUGCCCCGCUUAGUGACCCCCUCGGUGCCCCACCCAGUGCCCCCCUUGUCGAUGCCCCACCACUUGCUGCCGGACAAGCCUGAGCUGGGCCGAGCGCUGUUCCCGCCACUACCGUACCCGUUCUACCCAUUUGCGAAGAUACCAGCUGACGAUGGCAAGCUAGCGGCGGAGUUGGCGCAUUUACAGAUGUUCUCCUACCAGGCCCUGUACGGCGGCGCGCUCUACAGCAGCGCUCUCUACAACAGCGCCUUAUCGCCCUGCGGAUGUCCUCCCAGAAGGACACCGUCGCCUCCUCCCGCUGACGUCAAGCGACCCGUGGCCUACGUCCUCAUGAAGGACGAGGAACCACCCCAGCACGUCAUAUGAAGGCCGGUCGCCCUCCCAGCCAGGGUCUGGCCCGGGCAUUGGGAGAGGCCUUCCACUUCUGUGCAGGAACGAGAGACCAGCUCGCCUGAUAGCGUUUGAAGAGACUGUUGUGACUUUAGUUCAAGGAUUGUCAAUUGUUAUGGUGUGGACGUGGUUCAGUGUUGGCACAUUCGUUGAGUGACGCGAUGCAGUGUUUUAGAAAUGAUGAACUGGAAGAUGAUUUGGAGUUUGUAAAGCAAUUUACCCUAAUUCACGUUUAUGGAAAUAAAAUUAAUAGCAAUCACCUGGAUUUUAAACAAAUUCAAACAUGUUGAUAGUGAAAUGGUAUUUUAACCAAUACAAUUUUACUGAAAUAGUAAUUCAUGUACUGUACUCGUAUACUGGCACUAUGGUAAAAUUUAAAAAAAUUGAUGUGACAGGUCAAGAGAACAUGGUGUCCAUUUUUUCCCACAUUGUUCUCCUUCCUUUUACCACAUAAAAAAUACUUCUAAAAGUAUCAAUCAUUAAAACUCGGUAGGAACUUUUGAAAAUAGAGAAUAGAAAGAACUCUUGGGGUCAUUUCAGUUUCCAACCCACUAGUAAUUAUUGUAAUAAUGAAAUCCAUAAAAUCUUCGCUCCGGGUGAUUGCCUUCAACAGUAGAGUGCAAUAGAAAUCGACUAUUUUGUGCAAUGUACAGACGUAGAGACGUCUUUUGAAUAGAUAACAUAUCAUAGAGUUUAGUAGCACUAGGUUUAGCUAGGGAAUGAACGUCAAUUUUGUAAAAAAGACUUCUAGGUCGGUUUGUUUAUCACUACACCACAUAAAUGUAUUGAACAGUGACACAAAUAAUGGAUAUAUCUAUAUGUAAAACACGUUUUAUGUAGGGUGGCAUAUUAAUAAAAUGUUACAAAUAAAAUCAACCCGGGUGUGUAUUUUUUUUAUGCGACUAUUAGUCUAUUCAUUCAUUAUCUAGGAUCGGCAAAAUGAAACAAUGUGUUGCUCUUGUAAAGUAGUGAUAUUUUCAACAAUAUUCUAUCAUCUAUUCACACAGAAAUUGUUUACGAAUCACAAUAACAGAGAAACGACAUUUAAAGUUCAUCAAUCUUAAUUGAAACAAAUAUUUUUGAAAUCUUAUAAAAUUACGUUUGUAAUUUUCACCUUUCUAAAAAAAUAUCGCUACUAAAAGCCCACCCUAUAUUACAAUCUUAAUCUUAUGCACGCCAUACAGAUUAAACAUAUCGAUUAUUGUAAAUAUUACACUUAAGAUAUUUAGACAAAUAUUGCCUAAAAUUUUCAAAGAAUUAUGUGGUUAUUAUUACACUCUUUCACUGCAAGUUUUCUUUAUGAAGUUGCAAGUUGAAAUUUUUUGGGUGAUAUGAAUAAUAAUGUACUAAGUUAUUGUUGUUAUUAAUUGGAUUUAAGACUAAGUUUCAUAAUAUUGUUUUUUUUUACAGAGAGCAUAGUAAUGACGAAAAUUUACUGUUAUAUUAAGGUCUGUCUGCAAUUUAUUAAGCAAACCCAAGCAAAACUACGAUAAAUUUUAUUUUCUGCUGAUUUAUAAUCGAAUGAAGUUAUUAAUUUUAAAUCUAGUUUUUUUGUUUGUUGCUCUACAUACUUUUAAUUACAUUUAUUGUACUUUUUACCACCUUUACCAACCAAAAACA
This is a messenger RNA of Ostrinia furnacalis (Asian corn borer), 2632 nucleotides long. Its product is annotated as transcription factor SOX-14. The record is from RefSeq and is a predicted model, not a curated record. The coding region runs from base 305 to 988 and encodes 227 amino acids. Gene Ontology annotation, biological process: neuron differentiation; brain development; negative regulation of transcription by RNA polymerase II. Lineage: Eukaryota; Metazoa; Arthropoda; Insecta; Lepidoptera; Crambidae. The transcript has 3 exons. Gene Ontology annotation, cellular component: nucleus. Gene Ontology annotation, molecular function: RNA polymerase II cis-regulatory region sequence-specific DNA binding; DNA-binding transcription activator activity, RNA polymerase II-specific.